CUCGCCCAUAAUGCUGUGCGCACCGCAGAGGUCGUCCUAUCACACAGAAAGCGGGACGAUUGUUUCUAUAAAGGGAAUGUCAGGUUUACUGAGGAAGAUUCAUGAAUCCCUUCUAAAGAUCCUCCUUUUCCGGCCCAGAACAGGAGCAGGGAAUCAAAAACCAAAAGCUUCUGAGGUGCUCACACAACAUUUACUACAACGGCAGCUUCCCUAUUGGACUUCUUUUUCAGUUAAGUACAGCUCAGUGGAAAACGACCAGUUUGGUUUAUCUCAUUUCAACUGGCAGGUUGAGGGUUUUAAUUACCACAUCUUAAGGACUGGCUGCUUUCCUUUUGUGAAAUACCAUUGUUCCAGAGCGCCCUGGCAAGACCUCAGGCUUGAGAAUUCUUUCUUCACGGCUCUCAAAGUCAUCAAUUUAGGUUUACCAUGUUUAGCCUAUGGGAUUGGCUCUUGGCUCUUUGUCUCUGUCACAGAAACAGUUUGCACCAGUUUGGGGCCUGUGACCAUCUACUUCUUGUACAAGGAAGAAGACGGUGCCAGGUUCUAGGAGUGUCUGGUCAAGCUGUGCUAAAGGAAGGUGUUCUUUCAUCUUACACAUUGGCACACUAUCUUAGACAAAAAGUAAUGUUCAAAACUCUGGAAAUAAAGUUUUGUGUUCAGAGAGAGACUGCUGCUGUCAGCCAGUCCUAUAUCACUAUGGGAUUCAGGGCUGUGGGUCUUUAGGAGCAUCUGUAGUCAUCUACUCCAGGCUUCUGAUAAAGGACUCUGCUGACUCAGCCACUCAAUACAAGGUGACGAAUUGGGCCUCCUGGCUGCAGCAGAAUGCACAGCCCCCUUCAAGGUUCAUCUGUGACAAACGAUGCUAUUGAUCUGGCUGCUCUGAGCCGCUAAUCUGCCUCUCGAUUUCUCGUCGUACUCUCUGUGUAACAAUUAAACAAAAUAAUCAUUUCUUGUAUUACAUGGAAAUCAAUGGACCUCUUGGCUCCCACUGAGCUGACCCUGCUGAGGUAUGGCCAGGAUAUCUUGACAGGUUAGUGUGUGAAAAUUAUCCCUAUUCUAGUCCAGAAAAAGUAAUCCAUGUGGUAGCUUAAAGCAGGGUGCAACAUUUGCAUAAAUAAAAAGAGCAGGGAACAGGGAGCUACUAGCAGCAGCUUGCCAAGUACAAAGGCACUACCAGGAUGGCAUUGUGCUAGUUGAAGUUUCUCAUGAAACCACCUGAGAGGAGAGAGACAGAGAGUAACAGUAAGAGAAUAACUGGGACAGCAGCUUGCAAUAUCCCCUGACCAAGAAUGGUGCCAAAGGAAGAACAGCAGUGACAGGGUGACAUAAUGGAUGAAAGUAUGACCUGAUUCCCUCAAUACUAAAGAACAGGUGACCUGUCAUCUGCUAGAGACAGACAGAGAGUAACCACACUAGACUGACAAGUUGGUCAAAACAACUCCUGAUCUAAAGGUCGCAGCGCACAGACCUUAACCUGGAGGCUGUUACCGUGGUAUCAAGUUUUAAACUGAAGCCAGAAUGGACUGAAAAGAAGCUUAGUAAUCUCUUAUUCAACUGCUUGUCAAGCAGCACACAGCCACUGGCUCAGAUGUUUGGAACCAUGUAGCCUAUUUAAGAUACAGUAUAUAGCUAGUUUUAAUGACUAAUCCCUUCAAGAGUUACUACAGCAAACUUUUUGCUCCAUUAUCUAAUAAAUUGACCCUGAAAGUCAUUUUGAGACUUGGUUGGAACUGUCUAUAGUUUGAGUUUUAACCUUGUUUCAGUUGGGAGAGCUAAAUAACUAAAAUCAAGAGAGUUGGAGCAAAGGCUCUUUGGAGAGAAAAAGAAGCCAUGGUCUCUCAUGGUCAUGAGAGAUAAAACGGAUAUCACUGUAUGCUACUUGAAAGGUGAGUAAUUGGGUCAGGUGCCCCACCUGGGAUCCAGGGCAAGUACUUCUGGAGAAAGUCACAAAAGAGUAGCAGAGUUUUUGUUUACAGUCAGCUUUCAUUUGUACUCUAUGUUCUCCUGAUAUAUCCCUUGUGUCUUUUAUUAUUUACUAGCUGUUCUUCUUGGCUUCACCCUUGAGGGAGAUAAAAUGUACAUUACAUGCAUCAAAUAAAUAAACAGCAGAUCUGACA
This is a messenger RNA of Polypterus senegalus (gray bichir), 2117 nucleotides long. It is a transcript of the gene c12h15orf61, whose product is annotated as chromosome 12 C15orf61 homolog. The record is from RefSeq and is a predicted model, not a curated record. The coding region runs from base 11 to 547 and encodes 178 amino acids. Lineage: Eukaryota; Metazoa; Chordata; Cladistia; Polypteriformes; Polypteridae. The transcript has 3 exons.